GACCCUCUUGAGAAAAUGUCAAAUUUGUGUUGCAAACUCUAGCCCAGGACCUCAACUGGCACAGCAAUUUUUGAACAGAUCUGAUUAAACUUUAAGUGCCUUAAAAAUGAAUUUCAACUGAGCAGCCAUAAUUAUGGUGUGGCUAGCUGCUCCCCCAUCAUUGUGCCAUGAGAUAAAAAUGGAAGGUGCUUGAGCUAUUUUGGAGGUUUACUUGUGCACAUGUGGGGGUCACAAAGUGAAAUGCCUGGGAACAAUAGCCCCACUGGCUCAGAGAACUGAAUCCCUCCAGUUCUAACACUGCCACUUUUAAAAGAUUGUCCCCUGCCAAGGCAAACUUGUUGCAUUGCAAGAUGACAAUGCAGGUAAUGCCACAGUGAGAUGCAUUUUCAGGUCACUUUAUGGGCCUUGGUCCAAGAGAAGCUACAAAUCCCCACCCUUUCUACAGGAAGGUUCAUGGCAGGUACUUGCUCCAACCUGUGCCAGCUCUGAGGGUGCUUUUGCUUCCCCCGCUUUCACGGGAUCAGCACCUUCUCUGUCCUUUUCUUAACCAAGAGAUUGAGGGAAGAAAUGACAAACCUGAUUAGGCAUAAUCUUCAAACUAUGCUGCACUGACACCUCCAGCUCAGUCAUACGCUAGCUAUAUUGACAUAACAGAACUGCAGCUUAUCCACCACUGUUACUUGGUAAAUCAUACAACUUGCCUUAUCCAAGCAUAAUGCUGCUAGGUUCUCAUGUCUUGUGUGGACCUGUGCAUAUUCAGUGGACUUCUAUCCUUGCUGUGCCCUGACAAUCUUAUACCUCCUGACUUUGGCAUCUCCUAAUUUACUGGUAACCUAGUUGAUGCUUUUGUAGCCUUCUGCAUUUCUUGUUAUUUUAAAUGGAGGAUCAGUCAUUAAAAGUCAGGUUCUUCAUUCAGCGGCCUCAGACAAUACUCUAUAGGCUGAUGUUCCCUCCAUUUCCUCAUUAGAACCUUUAGAUGGCGCAAUAACAUAAAUCUCUUGAGAUCCUCUCUUAAUCUCAUUUGCUAAGGAACUUUCACUCAAAGUUCCUGAGUCCUGCAGUAUUAGGCUCUCUAGCAUUGCUUUUGCAACUCACAAAGAAUGCAGCCAUCCUGAAUGCAACUUGCUGAAGGUGUCAAGGUGACUCUCAUUCCAACAUCACAAUUGCAGAGAUCAGCUGAGGACUCUUAGCUGUGACAGUCCCUGCUUGUGGAUGCUAAAAACCUGGAAAAAAAUGAAAUAUGCACAGUAUGUCUUCCUGGCAACACUCCUUUCUGGUAUUCAACACUGCCUGGCUCAAAGUUGUACAGUGGAUUCUUUCUCUGUGAAAGACAACUUCGACCCAAAGAGGUAUGCAGGGAAAUGGUAUGCCCUAGCAAAGAAGGACCCAGAAGGUCUCUUCCUUCAGGAUAACAUCUCUGCUGAAUACACCAUCGAGGAGGAUGGCACAAUGAUUGCAUCUUCCAAAGGCAGAGUGAAGCUUUUUGGAUUCUGGGUGAUCUGUGCUGAUAUGGCUGCUCAGUACACAGUCCCGGACCCCACCACUCCAGCGAAGAUGUAUAUGCGUUACCAAGGUCUGGCUAGCUACUUGUCCAGUGGAGGGGACAACUACUGGGUGAUUGACACCGAUUAUGACAACUAUGCCAUUACUUAUGCCUGCCGCAGCCUGAAAGAGGAUGGCACUUGUGAUGAUGGAUACUCCCUUAUCUUCUCACGCAAUCCUCGUGGGCUCCCACCAGCCAUCCAGCGCAUUGUGCGUCAGAAGCAGGAAGAGAUUUGCAUGUCUGGCCAGUUCCAGCCAGUGCUGCAGACAGGUGCCUGCUAAGGAAUUACACUUGUGAUUCAAUUUCUAAGACCAGAACCUAGAUCACUGUGUCUUGAAGUUUUCAGUCUCUUAAAAGUCAAAUAGUUUGGACCAAUGUUUUUUUCCUGAAAAACAUGUUAAAAUGUUGUUUUUUUGUAACCCGAGUGCAAUUUUCAAAGGAAUAACGUUAAUGUGAUGUUCUUAAAAAACCUCUAAACAUGAAUUUUGCUAUCUACUGCCUGUCUCAUUUAACCUAGCCUCAUUUAACCUUAAUUUUUAAGUAACAAAGCCUGGUGGGACAAGAAGUCUGAUGCAAGAUUGAUAAAGUGUGAUCCUCUCAUUCCAAGUUAAUAUGGUAGAAUAUUUACUGCUAGUAACUAUUAGUGCUGAAAUUUUCCAAUUGGGGUUGGUGCCCCAUUGUGAUGGCUGUUUCUAGUCAGACAACUGGCAUCAAACAACUUCAAACUAAGAACACAAUAGAGGAUCACACAAGAGGCUGGCUUUCUAAAAGCUUGGAAUACUGAAUCCCUGGUUCCCCUUAAGGGUUGAACAAGCUCAGCCUCAUCAAAGCCCUGUGCAGCUGCUUGAUCCAAGCUCCUGGCUAUUAGUCCUAACAAUAGGUA
This is a messenger RNA of Chelonoidis abingdonii (Abingdon island giant tortoise), 2426 nucleotides long. RefSeq names its product purpurin. NCBI's taxonomy places the organism in Eukaryota, Metazoa, Chordata, Testudines, Testudinidae. Gene Ontology annotation, molecular function: retinol transmembrane transporter activity; retinoid binding. The record is from RefSeq and is a predicted model, not a curated record.